Messenger RNA from Lethenteron reissneri (Far Eastern brook lamprey), 4502 nucleotides. RefSeq names its product tubulin gamma complex component 3 (gene TUBGCP3). The record is from RefSeq and is a predicted model, not a curated record. NCBI's taxonomy places the organism in Eukaryota, Metazoa, Chordata, Hyperoartia, Petromyzontiformes, Petromyzontidae. Gene Ontology annotation, cellular component: gamma-tubulin complex; microtubule organizing center; spindle pole. Gene Ontology annotation, biological process: cytoplasmic microtubule organization; spindle assembly; mitotic cell cycle. Gene Ontology annotation, molecular function: microtubule minus-end binding; gamma-tubulin binding.
UCCCGCGUCUGAGGCGCGAGCGGAGGGCGGGAAAUCGGCGAGCGGCGCUUUUGUGAGGAGAGUGGAAAUUAAUUUUUUUUUUAAAUAUAAACAUACUAAACACAGCACUAAGCGUGUUGCCUUCGAUGUCAAGGCGAGCGACCACAGCGGACGACGACGAUGUCGCACUCGGAUAACAAAUCUCCCAACGUUUUGCUGCAGAAUCUCUGUUGCCAGAUCCUGGGCAAGAGCGAAUCGGAGAUUGGGCACCAGUUUCAGUAUGCGGUGCGCGUCAUCGGAAGCAGCUUCACCCCCACGGUGGAGCGCGAUGAGUUCCUCGUGGCCGAGAAGAUCAAGAAAGAGCUCGCCAAGCAGAAGCGCGAGGCGGACGCGGCGCUGUUUUCCGAGCUCCACCGGAAACUACAAACCCAGGCCGUGCUGCGAAACCGCUGGGCCGCUCUCUACCUGCUGCUGUCGCUGGCAGAGAACCCACGAAAGCUACACACCAAGCUGAUGAGCGGCUCUGCGCUCUUUGGGAACGGCCUGCCCCUCCUCGUCCACUCCACCCCCGCAACGCGUCCACAGAGCCUCCCGCUGCCCCUGCUUGAGGCGGCAAGCGGCGUGGGGCAGACCGGCGGCGGGAUGCUGCCCUGCUCCGGGCAGCACCAGCAGCAGCAGCACCAGCAGCAGCAGCAGCAGCAGCAGCAGCAGCAGCAGCAGCAGCAGCGGGGUGUGUUGGCGAGUUCCGCUAGCUUCGGCAGCAGCGGAGUUAGCAGCGUCACGCCCAGCGGGAUGCGAGGGCCUACGCCCACGCCAGAAAGCCUCUACCCGGGGCAGUCUCACCGCACGCCGGCGGACGGCACGGCUCGCCAGGCGUGGCACGCGCAGUCCGGGCCCUACGGCCUUGUGGCCCGCAGCGACACGCACGGCGCACGCGCCGAGGGCGACAUCAACACCUCUGUGGAGCUUUCGGAGUCGCUGUUGGUUCGCGAUCUGCUCUACGUCUUCCAGGGGAUUGAGGGAACCUACGUGCGGCUGAGCCCCACCGAGGGUGCCUACCUUAUAGACCCUAAGGUGGGCGCCCCCAAGUCUCUGCGGGACGUGACGUCGCGUCUCUCGGAGAUCGGAUGGCUGCACAACAAAGUGCGCAAGUACGUCGACCAGCGCGCCCUCGACCGUGCCUUCGGCCUCGUGGGGCAGAGCUUUUGUGCCGCCCUUCAUCAAGAGCUGAAAGAAUUCUAUCGGCUCAUCUCUGUGCUCCACUCCCAGCUGAACGUGGAGGAGGACCUGGGUGUGAACGUCGGCCCUGAGGGCUCCCUCACCCUGCGCCGUCUCCUCGUGUGGACAUCGGAGCCCAGGCAGCGUCUCCACUCGCUCGCCGCACUCGUAGAUCGCUGCCACGGCCGCAAGGGAGGGGAGCUGGCCUCGUGCGUGCACGCGUACACUCGCUCCGGCUCCCCGUGCAUCCGCUCGCUGGCGCGUCACCUGCUGGGCCUCGUGUCUCUGCCACUGCACACGAUGCUGUCUCGCUGGAUCUACGACGGGGAGCUCGAGGACACGUUCCACGAGUUCUUCGUGGCGGCCGACCCUGCGGUGAAAGCGGAGCGCCUGUGGCACGACAAGUACUCGCUGCGCAAGUCGAUGAUCCCCUCCUUCAUCUCCAGCGAGCAGGCACAGAAGGUGCUGUCCAUCGGGAAGUCCAUCAACUUCCUGCACCAGGUGUGUCAGGACCGGACGCUGAGCACACGACCCAGACCCAGCUCGCAGCUCAAGGAUCAAAGGCACGGGCUCACGGCUGGCGACGGAGACAUCGAGUGGGAGUGGUCCCAGCUGCAGAUCGACACGGUGUACGCACGCACGAGCCGUCACCUGCUGGACACGUUGAACUCGCGCUACCACCUCAUGGAGCACAUGCAGGCCAUGAGGCGCUACCUGCUACUGGGGCAGGGAGACUUCAUACGUCACCUGAUGGACCUGCUCAAACCCGAGUUGGCGCGCCCAGCCAACACGCUGUACCAGCACAACCUGACGGGCAUCCUGGACACGUCGGUGCGCGCCACCAACGCCCAGUUCGACAGCCCCGACAUCCUCCACCGCCUCGACGUGCGCCUCCUCGAGGUGUCUCCGGGAGACACGGGCUGGGACGUGUUCAGCCUCGAUUAUCACGUGGACGGCCCCAUCGCCACGGUGUUCACGCAGGAGUGCAUGAUGCAGUACCUGCGCGUGUUUAACUUCCUGUGGAGAGCCAAGCGCAUGGAGUACUCGCUCACCGACAUCUGGAAGGCGCAGAUGUGUCACAGCAAGCUUCUGCGCAGCAUGCCUGAGCUGUCGGGCGUCCUGCAGCAGAGCUACGUGCUGGCGUCCGAGAUGAUGCACUUCAUCCACCAGAUGCAGUACUACAUCACCUUCGAGGUGCUGGAGUGCUCGUGGGACCGCCUGCUCACCCAGGUACGAGCGGCACCUGACCUGGACCAUGUGAUCGCGGCCCACCAGGAGUUCCUCUCCUCCUGCGUCUCUCGCUGUCUCCUCGACGCAGACUCACGGCUGAUGCUGGCCCAGCUCAGGGCGAUCUUCGACCAGAUUGUGCAGUUCCAGGCGGCGCAGGAGGGCAUGCAGCGCACCGCCCUGCAGGAGCUGCAGCUGCGCCUGCAGCACCAGGAGGAGGUCGCGGGGCGCCAGCGCUCGGGCGAGUGGGGCACCACGGAGGCGCGAGAGCGUCACGAGGAGCUGAGAAUCUCCGAGUUCCGUUCCCAUUUUGUGUCCAAGACUCGCUCGCAACUCCGUGUGCUCACGCAGUCCUACCAGGACAUCGUGCAGCAGUUCCUGGUGAUGUUGACGCGCAGCGCCGACGAGAGUCUCCGCUUCCUCUCGUUCCGCCUCGACUUCAACGAGCACUACCGGGCGCGCAACCCUCACCUGCGCCUCUCCCUGGGCAGCGCACGCAGCCAGCGCCGGGCGCCACCGCACUGAGAGAGACGGGGAGAGAGACGGGGGGAGACGGGGAGAGGGGGAGAGAGAGAGGGAGAGAGACGGGGAGAGAGAGGGAGAGAGAGACAGAGACACAGAGAGAGACACAGAGAGAGACAGAGAGAGACAGAGAGAGAGACAGAGAGAGACAAAGACGCAGAGAGAGACAGAGACACAGAGAGAGACAGAGACACAGAGAGAGAUACAGAGAGAGACAGAGACACAGAGAGAGACAGAGACACAGAGAGAGACAGAGACACAGAGAGAGACAGAGACACAGAGAGAGAUAGAGACACAGAGAGAGACACAGAGAGAGACACAGAGAGCGACAGAGAGACACACACAGAGAGACACACAGAGAGACACACAGAGAGACACAGAGAGAGACACAGAGAGACACGGAGAGAGACACGGAGAGAGACACAGAGAGAGACACAGAGAGAGAGCACCAGCCCCGGCGCGACCCGUCGCCCUGUCAAAACACAACCUCGGCUGACGUCCCGAGAUUUGCGCUCGAAAGGUCAACAGGUCGCGUGUAACAACCGCGGUGCCUUGCCGGUCUCUUCAAGGGGCACGAACCACCGUCAAUGCGCGCUACGUCAAGAGAUCGGGGCGCCGUGCGUGGCUAGGAGAUGUUGACUCCCUCGCCUGGUCUACAGGAGGUCGUGGGUUCCAUCCCGACCCUGACGACGCCUGCUGCUGCUGCUGUAUAUUUGGAAUCUGCGUCUCUCUCUCUCAACAUCAUCGCAGUUGCGAGAUGUUAACUCCCUCGCCUGGUGCGCAGGAGGUCCUGGGUUCGAUCCCGUCUCUGAGGCCUGCUGUUUAUUUAUAGUUUGAAUCUCUUAUCGUCAUCACGGUGGCUAGGAGAUGUUAACUCCCUCGCCUGGUGCGCAGGAGGUCCUGGGUUCGAUCCCGACCCUGAGGCCUGCUGCUGUAUAUUUGGAGUUUGCGUUUCUCUUCUCACCGUGGCCGUGUGGAUUUUUCUCCGGGAACCUGCGGUUGCUCCCCCUCCCCCCACGCUUAGAAUCAACGUCGCUAGAAAUGUCCACGCCACUCGGCCGAUUGAUCGUUUGUAAUGAGCGGGUCGCUUCUGGAAGAAGAAAAAACAAGAGCCGGUGGACCCACGGCGCAAGAGACGACUGUCGCACGCGCAUACCGACACGCGUCAGAGGUCGCAACCGGGUACCCGAUACCCGUACCCUACCCGAUACCCGGCUACCCGUACCCGGCCGGGUAUCGGGUAUCGGGUACCCGAUUGCGACCUCUGGGAUGAAGCCAUUUUGCAGACGCGGGUGGGUUGAUUCUAGGAACUUGAAUUGUGAGAAGAGACAAGACGUUGGGAAAUGAGUGACAAACGGUGACUCACCAGUGACUCACGGCCUACCCGGCUACCCGUACCGGGUACCCGUUUGCGACCCUGGUGCGGCCGGGUACGGGUACGGGUAAGGAAUCAAAACCCGUUUGCGACCUCUGACCCGCGUCGACCGCACGGGCACCGCGUGUGGGUCUCCUUGCAGCGCCCCGCUAAGGUCGGCACGACGCACCGGGGGGGGGGG